GUGAACUACCAUUUCCCAUGUUAAAAAUGUAUCUUUUAAUCUUCUCCACAGGAAAAUUUGGCCUUGGCUAGCUGCAGCCUGCACUCAUAGCUUCUCCUCAGACCAAAUCUCUCUGCCCGGCGGCCACUUCGUUCCAACAGCCAGCUAGUCGGCUACCGUCUGCUACAUCGCAUUCUACCUCAUACAUUUGUGUAAAUAAAUAGUCGUUUACCAAUUUAUCCAAUCUCCCCAUUGAAAUCAGCGGCAUUCUCUCCCAAUCUCCCCAUCAACGCCACAGUUCCGCCUCUAAACCCUCGCAAGUCUCAACACAGCUUAACUGCAUCUAGUAUGCUGCCGUACGCCACCAUACAAGAGGCAGAAGCCACCCUGGGCCGACCCCUCACGGGCGUGGAGACAAUCUGGUUCAACUACUCAGCCACCAAAUCUGACUACUUCCUCUACUGCCACAAUAUCCUCUUCCUCUUCCUCAUAUUCUCCUUUGUCCCUCUCUACUACUACUUCCUUGAAUUUUUCCUGAAGAACUAUAUCCGCUCCUACAAGCUUCAACCAAAAGUCAAUCUCACCCUCUCUGAAUCCUUCCGCUGCUACAAAUCAGUCAUGCGCAUGUUCAUUCUCGUCGUCGGCCCUCUCCAACUCGUAUCGUAUCCCUCUAUCAAAAUGAUUGGGAUAAGGACAAGUUUGCCCUUGCCGCCAAUAUGGGAAAUUGUGGCCCAAUUGAUGGUGUAUUUCUUAGUAGAGGACUAUACCAACUAUUGGAUUCACAGGUUUAUGCAUUGCAAAUGGGGGUAUGAGAAUAUUCACAAGGUUCACCAUGAGUACACAGCUCCAAUAGGAUUUGCAGCACCAUAUGCACACUGGGCGGAGAUUUUGAUCCUUGGGAUCCCGUCUUUUCUAGGGCCUGCCAUGGUCCCAGGUCACAUUAUUACAUUCUGGUUGUGGAUUGGGCUGAGACAGAUUGAAGCCAUUGAGACGCACAGUGGGUAUGACCUUCCUUGGACUCCCACAAAAUAUAUUCCUUUUUAUGGUGGUCCAGAUCACCAUGACUACCAUCAUUAUGUUGGUGGCCUAAGUCACAGCAAUUUUGCUUCAGUAUUCACCUAUUGUGAUUACAUCUAUGGAACUGACAAGGGCUACCGCUAUCAAAAGAAAGUACUUCAGCAGUUACGAGAAGCCUCUAAAAUCAACAGUGAACAAAAUGGAUUUUCACAUGCAGGCGAGGAAGAUGUUAAAGUUGACUAGAUCUGGAGCUUCAAUUACAACCUUCUUAUUUCUUUACUAGUGAAGUUGUGGGAGCAUGAAGUCGGGCGAGUGCUUUGUUUUUAGUGUGCUAGUCUCAUAGAUUUGGAAGUUGUUAAAAAGUGGUCUUGUGUGGACCUAGGGGAGAAUUUUAUGUAUUAGUGAUAAAGUAAAAGUGGUCAUUUGACAGUACGUUUAAUUGUGAAUUUAUGAUUAUGAAAUUUGAAACAAGUUUUUUACC
Messenger RNA from Ipomoea nil (Japanese morning glory), 1477 nucleotides. RefSeq names its product methylsterol monooxygenase 1-1-like. Gene Ontology annotation, molecular function: iron ion binding; C-4 methylsterol oxidase activity. Bases 328 to 1239 code for a protein of 303 amino acids. Gene Ontology annotation, biological process: sterol biosynthetic process. The record is from RefSeq and is a predicted model, not a curated record. NCBI's taxonomy places the organism in Eukaryota, Viridiplantae, Streptophyta, Magnoliopsida, Solanales, Convolvulaceae. The transcript has 6 exons.